Molecule: messenger RNA, 2551 nt
Organism: Helicoverpa zea (corn earworm)
Lineage: Eukaryota; Metazoa; Arthropoda; Insecta; Lepidoptera; Noctuidae
Product: cytochrome P450 6B2-like
Exons: 1
Coding region: 358-1650 (430 amino acids)
Molecular function (GO): iron ion binding; monooxygenase activity; heme binding
Source: RefSeq, a predicted model, not a curated record
AUUAGUACGGGCAGUACUUCUCACGGGACGCGGGAAAACAGCUAGUAUUUCAUAUUCAUUGAGAAAAUGAUAGGCUGUUUAUUAGGGUGUGUAAUGGAGUUGCUAUUUGCUGGCCAAGGGUGCACCAAGCAAGUAAAUAAAUAUUACGUUCAUAAUUAAAAAAAAAACCCUGAGUAGGUCUGUAGCCAUGUUCUGAUAGCUGAACCCUAAAAUCUACCGAUCAUAAAAUGACGUCUUAUAGUGAUCGCGCAUAAUAUGAUAAGAACCAUAUAUAAAUUGCAGACCUCCAUGUGCUUUGACACAUUCUGAGUCCGAAUCAAACAGUUAAUUUUUGAGUUGCAAAGUGUGGUGUUCAAAAUGUUUCUACCCAUCAUUUUAUCCGGCCUUGUCGUAGUGUUAACAUGGUACGUAAUGGGAAAACGCAAUGAAAACUACUGGAAGUCACGUGGUGUGAAGUUCUACGGCAAGAACAAAGUGACAGGACCGUUUUGGGACUACUUCGCAACUCAAGGCGCAUUGUUCGAAAAAUUUAAUAAUCUGUAUAAUGAGUUCAGAAAAGAGCCAGCGGUAGGCCUUGGACAAAUUUUAACGCCUUCAUUGUUCGUCAUAGACGCCAAGAACGUCCAGCAUGUCUUAGCACAUGACUUCCAGUCUUUCUAUCACCGAGGAUUCGACCCCGCGGAGGAUGACCAAUUGGCCGAUAGUAUAACGAUGAUGAAUGGACCCCGAUGGAAGUUGAUGAGAAAAAGUAUGACCCCAUUGUUCACGGCAAACAAAUUAAAGAACAUGUAUUACACUAUGGAUAAAAGUGCCCAGGAUUUUGUGGAUUAUUUGAAAGCCAAUCCUAACAAGUGGAACGGCGAUUUUUACAACUCUGCCAUGUUGUAUUGUAACGCGGCUAUAUGCAGUGCAAUUUUCGGGAUUGGAACAAAAUCAACAUUUGAUUCACCCUUCCUUGAAGUAGCCAGAAACAUAUCAUUUUCAGGUUUUAAGAACAAUAUGAAAUUCACUCUCCUAAGUCUUGCGCCAAGUUUGAUGAAAUCUUUGGGAGUUAAACUUUUUAAAGAUUAUGAAGACUUUUUCAUUGGUGCUAUAGGCGAAGUUAUAAAGAAUAAGGAAAAAGGAAUUACAUCGAGGAACGAUUUCGCUGAUUUAUGUAUCAGCCUUCAAAAAAAUGGUACCUUAAAAGAUCAAACGACUGGAUAUGAAAUGGAGCCUACGACUGGUCAUCUAGCGGCACAGGCAUUCUUCUUCUUCUCAGCGGGUGUAGAACCAACCGCAGCUGCUAUCUUCUCAACAUUUUACUGUAUGGCUCGACAUCCUGAUGUAUUAGAAAAAGUUCACCAAGAAAUUGACGAACAUUUUGAAAAACACAAUGGACAAAUAACUUACAAUGUCAUUAGUGAAAUGGAGUAUGUAGAUAAGGUGAUAAAUGAGGCGAUGAGGAUAUUCCCCCCUAUUGGGGUUUUAACUAGAAAAUGUGUUCAAGACACUGUUCUACCUGUCGGCAAUAUCAAAGUAGAAAAAACCGGCCAAGUGCGAGUCGGACUCGUGCACGAAGGGUUCCGUAAAUUACAGUUAAAUCAACCUAUCUCAAAAACUAUAAGAGAUACUUUGAUCAAACCAAAAAUCGUUGAAAGAGUUAAUUAGCAUGCAUCACCUCUAUUUUUUUUAGAAUUUUAUACCCCGUAGUUAUAAAAAUAGAGGGGGGGGACAUACUUUUUACGACUUUGAGAGCUGAUAUCUCAAAAACCGUUCACUUUAAGAAAAAUGUUUUUUAGAAAACUUUAUAUCAUUUUAAAAGACCUUUCCAUUGAUACCCCACACGGGUAUGUACAUCGAAAAAAAAAAUUUCAUCCCUCAGUUACAUGUAUGGGGGGCCCCACCCCCAAUUCUUUUUUUUACUAUUUAGUGUCAUAUUUUUGUAGCGGUUCAUACAACACAUAUUCCCAUCAAAUUUCAUCACUGUAGUACUUAUAGUUUCCGAGUAAAUCGGCUGUGACAGACGGACAGACGGACAGACGGACAGACGGACAUGACGAAACUAUAAGGGUUCCGUUUUUGCCAUUUUGGCUACGGAACCCUAAAAAGGGUCAAAAUUAUUCACACCUAUUUAUGCAAUGCAUCAUGAUCCCACACUUUAUCCGGAUCCAGAAGUGUUUGAUCCUGAGCGAUUCUCAAAGGGCAGGAAACCAAAUGAUGAUAUUUAUAUGCCAUUUGGUAUGGGUAACAGGACAUGUAUUGGAAAUAGGUAUGCUAAAUUACAAAUGGCGGCUUGUGUAGUCCAAGUUCUGCGGGCUUUUACUGUUAAAGGUAAACAACUAAAAGGAAAAGGAAAAUUGACAUUCGAACGUCAUGCUUUGCUUUGUAGGCCAGAUGAUAUGGAAAUCCAUCUGAUUCCCAGACCGUUAAAAUAAACUUAAUUUGUUAUUACAUGUUAAAAUAAUUAAAAGACGAUGUCCUCCAAAAUGUUUACAAUUUCGCUUUGUCCCUGUGGUGCUGAUACUGUUAUUUACUUAAUCUUGUAAAAUAAAUGUUGUGAUGUUUAGAA